Mesocricetus auratus (golden hamster) is the source of this 3159-nucleotide messenger RNA. RefSeq names its product F-box and leucine rich repeat protein 19 (gene Fbxl19). Gene Ontology annotation, molecular function: histone demethylase activity; protein binding; DNA binding. Gene Ontology annotation, biological process: regulation of transcription by RNA polymerase II; protein demethylation. Lineage: Eukaryota; Metazoa; Chordata; Mammalia; Rodentia; Cricetidae. The record is from RefSeq and is a predicted model, not a curated record.
GGGGCCCGGGCAGAAGCUGAGCACCCUGCGCCCGAGGAGCCCCUGUUGGCCUGGGGGGGCUGUGGGACUGAGCCCCCCAGAGCAGGACCUCCCCCUGGAAGGGCCGCGCCGCAGCCCGUGGGAGGGCCUCGCCCCCGGCGCUCCCCAUCUCCACUCGCUGCUGUCCCGGCCUCCGCCGGAGGGAGGGGCCGAGCGCCCUCGGGGGGCCGUGGACCCCGGCGUUCUGAGCGUUCCGCGCCCCGCGCCGCCCGGCCCCCCCGCCGCCGAUGGCCGCCGACCCGCCGGGAGCUGCCGAGAAGGGAGAGAUGGCUCCCGGGACACGUGUGAGCCCUCGGCGUUGCUGACGCCCCCAAUGUCGUCGAGCAGCCGGGGGCCGGGGGCCGGAGCGCGCCGACGCCGAACCCGCUGCCGCCGCUGCCGGGCCUGUGUCCGAACUGAGUGCGGGGAUUGCCACUUCUGCCGAGACAUGAAGAAGUUCGGGGGGCCCGGGCGCAUGAAGCAGUCAUGCCUGCUUCGGCAGUGCACUGCGCCCGUGCUCCCACACACAGCUGUAUGCCUCUUGUGUGGGGAGGCAGGGAAGGAGGAUACAGUGGAAGGAGAGGAAGAGAAAUUUGGUUUGAGCCUCAUGGAGUGUACAAUUUGCAACGAGAUCGUCCACCCUGGCUGCCUGAAGAUGGGAAAGGCUGAGGGUGUUAUUAAUUCAGAGAUUCCCAACUGCUGGGAGUGCCCCCGAUGUACCCAGGAAGGACGGACAAGCAAGGAUGCAGGUGAGGGUCCAGGGCGCCGUAGGGCUGACAAUGGUGAUGAAGGCGCUAACCUAGGGGGUGGAUGGAAGCUGACAGAGGAGCCGCCACCACCACCUUUGCCCAGAAGAAAGGGACCCUUACCUGCUGGCCCAACCCCCGACGAUGUGCCUGGGGCCCCCAAACGCAAGGAGAGGGAGGCGGGGAAUGAGCCCCCCACCCCAAGGAAAAAGGUGAAAGGAGGCCGAGAGAGGCACUUGAAGAAGAAACCAAAGCCACCUAUGGCCUCUGCUGAGGGACCUGCAGUGCCAUCCCCAUCACCACAGAGGGAGAAACUGGAGCGUUUUAAGCGGAUGUGCCAGCUGCUGGAGCGGGUGCCUGAUACCUCCUCGUCCUCCUCAGACUCGGACUCUGACUCAGACUCAUCUGGCACAUCGCUUAGUGAGGAUGAAGCUCCUGGGGAGGCUCGCAAUGGGCGGCGGCCAGCCCGGGGUAGCUCUGGCGAGAAGGAGAACCGUGGGGGGCGGCGGGCUGUACGCCCUGGAAGUGGGGGACCACUGCUCAGCUGGCCCCUGGGUCCUGCCCCACCACCACGGCCUCCACAGUUGGAGCGGCACGUGGUACGCCCACCCCCUCGAAGUCCAGAGCCUGACACUCUGCCUUUGGCUGCUGGAUCCGACCACCCUCUGCCUCGGGCUGCCUGGCUUCGUGUCUUCCAGCACCUGGGACCCCGAGAGCUAUGUGUCUGCAUGCGAGUCUGCCGGACUUGGAGCCGCUGGUGCUACGACAAGCGUCUGUGGCCUAGGAUGGACCUAAGCCGAAGGAAGUCACUGACCCCACCCAUGCUUAGUGGAGUUGUUCGCCGCCAGCCGCGUGCUCUGGACCUCAGCUGGACAGGUGUCUCCAAAAAGCAGCUCAUGUGGCUUCUGAAUCGACUGCAAGGCCUGCAGGAGUUGGUGCUUUCCGGGUGCUCCUGGCUCUCCGUCUCAGCCCUGGGCUCGGCCCCACUGCCAGCGCUUCGGCUCUUGGACCUCCGCUGGAUUGAAGAUGUCAAAGACUCACAGCUUCGUGAGCUGCUGCUGCCUCCACCAGACACUAAACCAGGGCAAACAGAGAGCAGGGGUCGGCUGCAGGGUGUGGCAGAACUUCGCCUGGCAGGCCUGGAACUCACUGAUGCCUCCCUGAGGCUCUUACUGCGCCACGCUCCCCAGCUCAGUGCCCUGGAUUUGAGUCACUGCGCCCAUGUUGGGGACCCAAGUGUCCACCUCCUCACAGCUCCCACUUCCCCUCUCCGAGAGACACUGGUGCACCUCAACCUUGCUGGGUGCCACCGCCUCACGGACCACUGCCUUCCACUGUUCCGUCGCUGCCCACGUCUUCGCCGCCUGGACCUACGCUCCUGCCGCCAGCUCUCACCUGAAGCUUGUGCCCGGUUGGCAGCUGCUGGGCCACCUGGCCCCUUUCGCUGCCCAGAAGAGAAACUACUUCUCAAGGACAGCUAGUUGGGUGCCUAUGCUCCCUUCCCCCGGGACUGUGCCUCUCCCUUUCAUUCCACCCGCGGGAGGCCAGGUUACUUCUCUGGUGACUUGGCUCUCCUCUGCGUUCAGUGACUUGAGCUUCCUGCCCAGUGACUUGAGCCAGCCCUCCCCUCCCGCCUGCACUGAAGUCUCUGGGGCUCUUGCUCCCCGCCUCUCCCUUCCCCGCUUCACCGUCCUCCCCUGGGGGAGUGGGUCAGCAGGUACUGGGGAGGGGCUGAGCCACAGGGACGGCGGGAGGGGCGGUGAAGGUGCACGUCUCAAGUAGGAAGAGUGAGGAGGUGGCAUCUUGUACACAGGAUACUGUUGUGGGGAGGGCAGAAAGCAGACCAACAAGGGUUCAGGGAACAAAGACCAGUUGGGUGGGAUGGGGCCAAAAAGGGAAACCAGAGGAGCAAUUGGGGAUCCAGGUAUCAGAUAGGGGGCUCGAGAAGCCAAGAAACCCAGGACUGGGGCUGGGGGAGGAGCAGAUGUGGAGAUAGUGCCCUCUCUGGGUUACCCCUCUCCCUUCCAGCAGAUUCCACUUCUUUCCCCGCCCAGACUCCUUGAACGUCACUGAACAUGGCAGCUAUUGCAAGGAGUAGGGCCACGGGCUACCUGUUGUCCAGCUCGUGGUGAGGGGAGUGUUGAGGGGGAGCCCAGACCCCUGCCUGGCUCUCUACACAAUAUUUGGACAUUCAUCUGUACUGAAGUGUUACUUGAACCCGGGGAACCUCGGAAUUGGGGGAUUGUGGUGUGAGGGGACCGGCUUGACCAAGACUGGGCUGGUGGGUACCCAGUUUGGACUGUCCCACCCCCAGCUCUUACUGUCUUGAACAGCUCCACCCCUCUGACUUGAGUUGGGGGUGGGAGAUAUCAGCUUAAAGAUGAGCAAGAUGGGA